UUUAUAUCCCGUAAAUAAAACCCUUUCCUCUCCAAAACCCCAAACCCCACUCUCGCCUCUAUAGUCUGUACUCUUUUUCUUCAGUAGACUAGUUCGUUACCCGUCCCUCCGCCGCGCCGCUCUCCUCUCGGUGCCUCUGUCUGCGUCUCCUUUGCGAAUUCAAAUCCGAGCUAGCAUUAGCAAUGGCAGGCUUUCCACCUCCCGGUGCCACAAUCCUCGGCGAUGCUGCCGCUGGGAAGAAGAUCGAUGAAGUCGGGAAGAAGAAAGUCGAUUACUUCAACCUCCCUUGCCCCAUUCCCUUCGAAGAACUUCAACGCGAAGCUAUCAUGUCUUUAAAGCCUGAGCUUUUUGAAGGGAUGCGUUUUGAUUUCACCAAAGGGCUUAACCCCAAAUUUUCGCUGAGUCACAGCGUUUUCAUGGGUCCCAUGGAACUUCCUUCUCAAGGGGCUGAAACCCUUAAAAUUCCCACUGCUCAUUAUGAAUUUGGUGCUAAUUUUAUCGACCCAAAGGUAGGUGACGGUUGCCAUGUUUAGAUUCCCUUGCUCUGUUGAGUAAUUGAACUCCUGAAAUAUUAUGAUUGACAUAUGGCGUUUUCAGUUGAUGCUCAUUGGAAGGGUCUUGACCGACGGGAGACUAACAGCAAGGGUGAAAUGCGACUUAACUGAUGAUCUUAGUUUAAAAGCUAAUGCUCAGCUGUCAAAUGAGCCAAAUAUGUCUCAUGGCAUGGUCAACUUUGAUUACAAGGGCAAAGAUUACAGAACUCAACUUCAAUUAGGAGAUGGUUCUUUGUUUGGAGCUAGUUACAUUCAGGUACUUUACCCAAUUCAAGCGCUGGUUUUGUAGUAUUACCCCACAUUUAUCCAUGGGUGGUGAAGUAUUUUGGGCAGGUCAGCAUCUAAAGUCUGGUGUUGGGUAUGCUGCUCGGUAUGAGAACGAUAAAAUGGUAUAGUGGCUUCCUUUUGUGUCCUUAAAAGGUUUCUAGCAUGUUCCUUUUGCUUUGAUGUGGGGAAAUAUGAUCCAUACCAUACACUUGAUUUCUUAUGUUUCUGCAACCCCAGUCUUUACUUAUUUGUGCUGUUUGGUUUUCAGGUUGCGACAGGGCAAGUUGCUAGCACCGGUAUGGUUGCCAUGAGCUACGUCCAGAAGGUCUCAGAGAAGGUUUCAUUGGCAACAGAUUUCAUGUACAAUUACCUUUCGCGAGAUGUGACUGCCAGUGUUGGAUACGAUUACAUCCUCAGACAAGCUCGUCUGAGAGGGAAGCUAGACUCCAAUGGGUGUGCUUCUGCAUUCUUGGAGGAGCGGUUGAACAUGGGUCUCAACUUUGUCCUAUCGGCCGAGAUUGAUCAUAAGAAGAGUGACUACAAAUUUGGAUUCGGGCUGACAGUAGGGUAAGUAGCCCGGUUCUGUUGUAUGAGUUGAGGGGGAGGACGAGUUCAAGGAAGGAGAUGGAGUCACCGGCGGCCACCGGGCUUGUGUUCUGUUCCCCCCGGUCCCUUCUACGGUGGGGGAAAAUGGAUGAAAGGAGGGGAGCUGGAAUGUUAAAUUCUGUUUCUGUAUUGUUUUUUUUUUCAUCAAUUUUUUUUUGAAAAAAAUGGAGAGGUUAGGAAGCUAUAAACAAGCUCCGUAGCGUUAAGUAGUGAUUAAGAGUAGGAUUUGCGUGAGUUAAAUAUUUAACUUGCGACCGACCUCCCCACAUUACUCUUUCUUUGAGCAAUAAUUGAGUAUUAGCUCAUUGUCAUUGUUGCUGAAAAAAUCCACCUGGGGAAUGUUAGUGCUGUAAUUUUUGGUUUAUCAAAUACCGUAAAGAAGCUGUUCCUCUCUUUCUGGUCAUGAUUCCUUGUUAUUUUCAUUGGAGC
Linum tenue is the source of this 1856-nucleotide messenger RNA. The record is from the annotation of a GenBank genome assembly. NCBI's taxonomy places the organism in Eukaryota, Viridiplantae, Streptophyta, Magnoliopsida, Malpighiales, Linaceae.